AUUUUAUUUUAACACGUUUUAUUAAGAUUGUGCAAAACGUAUUAAAUUGUUACUCGAUAGCUGUUGCUGAAUUGGUUCGUAAAGUUUUAGUGAAUCGAGUUCUAACCGCGACAGUCGCUGUGUGUCCCGUUAGCUUGGCUAGCAUGAAACCUGCUCGGGGUUCUAAAAGAGCCUCAUCAGAAGCACCGGUCACUAAAAACAAAAAGAAAGCCAAAAGGUCAGCGGAAGUAACACCGAACGAAGACCAAGAGCGAAAUGAUCAAACCACACACUCCAAAACACAUCAGAGGAUGAAAGAUGAAGGAGGUUCAGCUGCAGUCUCCAAGAAGAAAAAAGUUCAGGACAAUUGGAAGGUGAUGCCGAGUUCCUCCAUCACUGCUGUGGAGAACAUGAUGGACUUAUCAAUACUAGCAACUCUUGUUUUGAAGCGGAAGGAGAAGAAAGAGAGCCAAGAACAUUUGAACAUAAUUAAAAACAAGUUUUUAGCUUAUUGUACACAGCUUAAGGUUCCAGCGCUGAAAGAGAAAGAUUUGAAGCUUUCCUCUCUGCGGCACCAGAUGGAGGCCAAGAAGUCAGUGGCUGGAAAGAAGACGCUGAGCUCCCUGGAGAGAGACUUGAAGGCUGUCGUCAGAGCUCUGGAAAUGAUGGAGGAGAAGAUGGCGUCUUUGGAGCAAACAUGCAGUCGGCUGAGAGAUGAGCUGGAGGAGGAAGAGGACAAAGCUAAACAGAUUUUGGAGUUAACUGGUCAAGCUGUUCUCAGGCUUCCCUCUGUCCCUCCACACAAAGAGGAAACAAUGUUAGAGUCUCGUCUGAGAAAGGUCAUACCGGACAGCGAACGUGAGACGAUGGCCCGGGAACUGGGAGGAAUCUUGCAGGAGCCAGAGGCCUCCCAGGACGCCCAGGUGCUGCUUCUGCAGGCACACAAACACGCUGAUCAGCUCUUCAACCCACUGAGCAGUGAUGAGUUUAAUUGAGAGUAACAACAAAUCCAUCUUUGAUAAUUUC
Nematolebias whitei (Rio pearlfish) is the source of this 1005-nucleotide messenger RNA. RefSeq lists its product as uncharacterized. The record is from RefSeq and is a predicted model, not a curated record. Bases 144 to 974 code for a protein of 276 amino acids. The transcript has 8 exons. Lineage: Eukaryota; Metazoa; Chordata; Actinopteri; Cyprinodontiformes; Rivulidae.